GCCUAUAGUAUAAAUAAAAAUCCAAACCAUGCUUCAAGCGCAUUCAUAUUCUGUUGAUAAAUGAGAGCCAAACACUGCAGAAUCUCUGAGAAAUGAAAAAUGACUGGAUUCUGGAUUUUAAUUUUGAUCUUCAGCACCAUGUUUACAGUCCAACCUGGUAGACGCUGGGUUACUGCACAAUCCCCCACAGAGUCACCAGUUUAUCAGCCUGAUAAAGAGCUCAGUGUGGAUAUCGGAGACACGGCUACUCUGCAGUGUUGUGUUUCUAAAAACAUAUUUGGGAUGAUAUAUUUGUUUAAGCAACCAAACAGAAAAAAUCCACAGCUUAUAGUAAAGUUCUAUAAAAAUGCUGGAGAAACAUUUUACAAUGGAUUCCAAGAGUCUCGUUUUGAAAUAGAGAGAUCUUCAAACUGCUUCAACAUGACCAUUUUAAACAUCGUUCAGUCUGAUGAAGCCAUGUACUACUGUGCACUGACAUCUCCCAACACUGUGUUUGCAGAUGGAACUUAUUUAAAAAUUAAAGGUGAUCAUGUUACUAUUUCAUCAGAAACAUCUAAACCAGCUCUGUGUGAUAAUUCAGUGGUGUGUGAACCAACACUGCAUGGAAACAGCACUAACAUGAACACACACGAGAAAACAGUGCUCGGUUUGGGAACGGCUUUGGGUUUGUGCGCACUUCUGAUUUUCUGCCUCAUUUAUUUCAUACUGAGAGAAGAAAAUGUGAUAAAAGUAAUAAACGCUUCUAUAGAAGAUUGUUCAGGAAUGAGGCAGAAAUCUGAAGCAGAAACACUCAAUGAUACAGCUUUGAAAUUCCCCAAGAGGAAAGCCAGAGCUGAAAAAAGGAAAACUGGCUCAUCAUAUGAGUGUGUGUACUCCGAUGUGAAAUAUAACUUUAAAAUGUAACAUAAAUUAUUCAUAGCACAAAGAAUUCUUAUAGCAAGAAAAUAUCUUGACUAUAGACAAAUAUAUCCCAUAUUUUUACAUUUUUUACAUUUACAUACUGUAUAUUUUUUUCUAGUAGCAAAAAAAAAGCCUAGACAUAAUCUUAUAUUUGUUUACAAUCAUCACAUAAAAAAGAUAUAUUAAAUACGAUUGCCUAUAUUCAAGAUUUAUUUUGUUUUUCUUGCAAGUGUCUUAUUAUUAAUAUUAAAGAUGCAUUUUUGCAUGACUUCAGUGCGGCACCUGUGUUGCACUUUGUACAGAUUUCAUGGCCUCAUUUGUAUUGUUCUAACAUUGUUGAAGACACAAGAAAUUUAAAGAGCAAUUUCUUUAAAGGCGUAACAAAUACACGAUCCUUAGAAUUAUUCUGAAAGUAAAACAGGAAUGUUUUAUUACUAAUAAAGUUUCAAAAUGCACUGUAAAACCAGAUAAGUUCAUUUAACUCAAAAAAUUAGAGGAAACUGAUUAGCUUUAAAUUUUUAAGUUGAUAAAUCAAUUUCUUUAAGCCAAAAACACUUAAAUAUAACAAAAAAUAAUUUCAUACUUGUUAUAUUUAAAUGUAUUUGGCUUAAAGAAAUUGAUUUGGUUAGCACAUUCGCUUCACACCUCCAGGGUAGGGGGUUCGAUUCCCACCAUGGCCCUGUGUGUGUGGAGUUUGCAUGUUCUCCCCGUGCUGCGGGGGUUAACUCCGGGUACUCCGGUUUCCUCCCCCAGUCCAAAGACAUGCAUGGUAGGCUGAUUGGCGUGUCUAAAGUGUCUGUAGUGUAUGAAUGGGUGUGUAUGUGAUUGUGCCCUGUGAUGGAGUGGCACCCUGUCCAGGGUGUACCCCGCCUUGUGCCCGAUGCUCCCUGGGAUAGGCUCCAGGUUCCCCGUGACCCUGAAGAGGAGUAACCGGUAUAGAAGAUGGAUGGAUGGAUGAACUUAUCCGGUUUUACAGUGAGGGUGUUGGUUGGCCUUAAAUGCAAGUUAAGGAUAGCGGCGGGGCUUGAUUUAUUCAUGUGUCUCUGUGUUAUAGUGAAAGCACACAGAAAUCAUACCAUGUAAUAAUGUAUUUUUGUAACUAUAAAAUGAAUUAUUAUUGUAAUAUUUAUAAUGGAUUAUUUUAGAGGGUCAUGUAUUGGUCUGAAUAUACAACCUGUGGCAAAACUGGCUUCCAAAAUCUUUAAGGGCUUUUUUUUUUCUUUUUUUGAUUUACUUUGAAUGUGGUGACCGGAACACGGUAUUAUAAAUAGUAUUUAAUCUCGACUUUUGAAUUCACUCAACUUUCAUCCAUUAUUCAUUCAGUGAGUGUGGAUUUGUUUGGUUUUUGUUUUUGUUGUUGUUUUUUUUGCCUUAUAGCUAUGAUACUAUAUCAUGCAGAUUUGUGAUCAUCAGAUUAUUAUAAACAUAUAAUACCACUGUAAACUUCAAUCGAUUUUAUGUAUACAACAAAUCGUGUGUAAAGCUAUCGUGUUUUAAUGCAAUGAUUUAGAAAGGGCCAUUUUUAUGUGGUGCCCGUUAUAAUAAUUCAAUAACUUCAUUAAAUUACAUCUCAUUACAGUGCACCAUCACUUCAAAUUUAUACAUCAAGCAAAAAUUAAUGUAGGGAAGA
Ictalurus punctatus (channel catfish) is the source of this 2530-nucleotide messenger RNA. RefSeq lists its product as uncharacterized. The transcript has 6 exons. Gene Ontology annotation, biological process: response to bacterium. NCBI's taxonomy places the organism in Eukaryota, Metazoa, Chordata, Actinopteri, Siluriformes, Ictaluridae. The coding region runs from base 100 to 903 and encodes 267 amino acids. The record is from RefSeq and is a predicted model, not a curated record.